GGGCGGGGUUUCGUGCUGUCCGAGUGGGUCCGGUGUGGACAUGGCUGCUCGCUGCACCGAGGCGGUGCUGGCCGCCCUGGGUGUGCUCAGCGUCUGUUCGGCCAGCAGCUCCGGGCCCGAGGCUUCUAGGGAGGCAGAGAGGGAGGAGCCGUGGGAUGGCGCGGUUUUCCGGCCGCCGGCUGCCCUAGGCGCCGUGGGGAUAGCGCGCGGGCCGGGGUCCCCGCCGCCGGGCAACUCGGAGACGGAGGACCUACCAGUGUUGCUGUGGUGGAGCCCAGGUCUGUUUCCGCACUUCCCAGGUGACUCGGAGCGGAUACAGUGUGCGCACGGCGCGUGCGUGGCGUCCCGGGAUCGACGGGCGCGCGCCGACCCGCGGACGCGCGCACUGCUCUUUUACGGCACGGACUUCCGUGCGGCGGACGCGCCCCUGCCGCGCCUGGCGCACCAGAGCUGGGCGCUCUUGCACGAGGAGUCGCCGCUCAACAACUUUCUUCUGAGUCACGGCCCGGGCAUCCGCCUCUUCAAUCUCACGGCCACUUUCAGCCGCCACUCGGACUACCCUCUGCCGCUGCAAUGGCUGCCCGGGGCCGCCUAUUUGCGCCGGCCCGCGCCUCCGCUCCGGGAGCGCGCCGAGUGGCGUCGCCGCGGAUACGCGCCGUUGCUCUAUUUGCAGUCCCACUGCGACGUGCCUUCCGACCGGGACCGCUACGUACGCGAGCUCAUGCGCUUCAUCCCGGUGGAUUCCUAUGGCAAGUGUCUGCAGAAUCGCCAGCCGCCCACCGUGCGGUUACAGGACACAGCCACGGCCACCACGGAGGAUCCAGAACUCAUGGCCUUUUUGUCCCGGUAUAAGUUCCACUUGGCCCUGGAAAAUGCCAUCUGCAACGAUUACAUGACAGAAAAACUGUGGCGCCCCAUGCAUCUGGGUGCCGUGCCUGUGUAUCGUGGAUCACCCUCUGUGAGGGACUGGAUGCCCAAUAAUCACUCCGUCAUCCUAAUUGAUGACUUUGAGUCCCCUCAAAAGUUGGCAGAGUUUAUUGACUUUCUGGACAAAAAUGAUGAAGAGUAUAUGAAAUACCUUGCGUACAAGCAGCCUGGAGGCAUCACCAACCAGUUUCUUCUGGAUAACCUGGAGCACAGGGAGUGGGGAGUGAAUGAUCCUAUGUUGCCUAACUACCUCAAUGGCUUUGAGUGUUUCGUCUGUGACCAUGAACUGGCUCGGCUGGAUGCCGAGAAAGCACAUGCAUCCUCUCAUGGGGACAUUCCUGUCCCUGAGCCUCACAUUGCCCAGUCAUCGCACAUGAACUGCCCAGUGCCUACCCCUGGCUUUGGGAAAGUCGAAGAGAUUCCAGAGAAUGACAGCUGGAAGGAAAUGUGGCUACAAGAUUAUUGGCAAGGUCUCUAUCAGGGGGAAGCUCUCACUGCCAUGAUCCACAACAAUGAGACACAGCAGAGCAAAUUUUGGGAUUAUGUACAUGAGAUCUUCAUGAAAAGGAAUAAAAAUCUCUAACUGCCUUCAUGCAAGAGCUGUUAGCUUGGAAGACUUAAGGAGACCGCUUUACCAUGGUUCCUAAGGCACAUUCACCUUUAGUGAGUACUGUCUUCUGUGGAUGGAUGUGCUCACUGAUUCUCCUGCCCUGUACUGGAUUGGAACCUUGGGGUUUGAGACUACUAGGCAAGUACUCCCAGCCCCCUCCACCUGAAUGGUAUGGAGCCAGUAUCUCAGCCUGUGGUAAGAGAGCUUCUCCUUAGAGAGACGCAGAAGCAUCCAUUUGAUGACUCAAGUACACUUCUCAUGUCUGUAGCCAUUUCAUCAUUUUAAAUAUGGGCAGGAUGGUUUAGGCUAUGAUCUGUAAAACUUGUUAUUUAGUACCUUUAAAAGUGUCUAUUCCUCAUCUUCUCAGCUGUUGUACUGGUAAGGAGGCAGGGCCUUAUGUGUGGAUGUUAUUCUGUUUUUCUGCUUUUUUUCUCCCUUUUGAGAUAGGUCUCACUACAUGGCCCAAGCUGGCAUCCAAACUCCUAGGCCUAACUGAAAUACCUGCUUAGCCUCUGAGUUGGGGGCUACAGGUAUGCAGCACUAUGCCCAGCUCUUCAAGUUACUUUAAAAAAAUACUUGCACUGUCUUUAAUAUCAAAUGUCUUCUAAGUAGCUUGCUCUUUCUGGCUUUAGGCAAUUUCCCACAAAGUGGAAAGACUGACAAACAUUUCCAUCAUACUUGUCUCCCCCACCCCCGAAACAGUUUUUCUGGAUUGCCCUGGCUGUCCUGGAACUCAUUCUGUAGACCAGGCUGGCCUCGAACUCAGAAAUUCACCUGCCUCUGCCUCCCAAGUGCUGGGAUUAAAGGUGUGUGCCACUACCGCCCAGCCAUUUCCAUCAUUCUUACUGCUUGGUUUUCUUGUUUAGAGUAUAUUUGGAAUUCUUUUUCUUACGAACAGACUAAGUAGUUAAUAUUGACACUGAUGUCAGUUCAGUGUAUUGCCUUGUUCUAGGGCUGAAAAGCCCCAUUCAGUAAUCAAUUACUCAAAUUCUCUCACAUUUGGAAUUCACAUUCCAGAUAACUUUUAUGGUGCCAAGUCACUGGAGUUUUGUUGUUGUUAUUGUUGUUGUUGUGGUUGUUUUUGUUUUGUGGUUCUGGGAAGGCAAGCAUUCUAUAAACUGAGUUAUAGCUGUGACCCUAAUUUUUUUUGUCUGUGUGUAUGUUGGUUUUUUUUGUUUUUGUUUUUGUUUUUGUUUUUGCUUUUGCUUUAAUAAAGCCAGCCCAAGGCCAUCAGUUCAAACAGAUUGAAGAAAGCAAGGGAUUUAAGUCACCCUUAAGUAAAUAAAAACUUUAGAUUUGGGGUUGGAGAGAUGGCUGUACCGUUAAGAGCACUGACUACUCUUCUAGACCGCCUAAGUUUGAUUCCCAGCACCCACAUAGUAGCUGACAACUGUCUGUAACUUCAGAUCCAGGGGGAUUAGAUACCUUGUCUUGCCUCUGUAGAUACCAGACAUGAAUGUGCUGCACAGACAUAUAUAUAUUCAGGCAAAACUACCAUUUAUAUCCACAACAACCAGAACUGUAGAAUUGAAGAUAUAGACGAACUGCCUACUGCUGUAGGAUAGCAGGAGCUUUUCUGGGGCGGUUAGAAAGACUGCCUUGGGCCUUAGAGCUGCACUUACUGUGCUGAUGAAUUACCACUUAAGACGUCUCUUGGUUUGUUAGCGUAUCUGAUUGUGAACUACAGAUAUCUGUGACUCCAAGUCAAUACAGAUAGAUACAUAUAUGCAUGUUAGAUGCUUUAAGCAACCAGGCUUCAUGGUUAAUAUCUAAGGAUGUGACCAAGAAAAGCUUUAACAUAGGUUGGAAUUACAUUGCUAAAGUUUUUGUUUUUCAUUGUGCAUGUUGUUGGGGAUGGAUCGUAAGGCUCUGUGCAUGCUAAGCAUGUGCUCUGGCUCUGCCCCCGAGUCAUGUCCCUAGACCUUUAUUUUGUUCUUUAGUUAAAAAAAAAAUGUCUUCAGUAGUAGCAUGGAAAUUGUUUAACCUAUUUUUUUUUUUUUUGUUUUUUGUUUUUUGUUUUUGUUUUCCAGAGAACAGGAUUUUUUUUUUUUUUUUUUAGAAAAAAAAAAAAAGAGUGGGUCCAUGAGUGCUAUGCCAACUUGUGUUACAACAGCAAGACUGUCUCAAAAAAAAAAGUUAAAAUUUUAUAGUAUAGAUGGGCAUGGUUGUGCAAGCUUGUAGUUUCACAUUCCAGCACUUUGGGAGGCAGGGGCAGGUGGAUCGAGUGUUCCGGGUUAGCCAGAGCUCUAUGUUGAGACCCCAUCUCAAAAGGUAAAUAAACAUUUAUCUCAUAGUAUAAAACAAGUCAGAGGACUCUCGCAGGGGUAGGGGCCUGUCCAUUCCACCGCUCACAGGACACGCAUUUCUCUAGGACUUUUAUGCAAAGUGAGCCAGCUGUUCAUAAAUGGUUGUUGCUGGAGAAUCACUUCCCAGACUCCUUUAUCCCUAUCAUUAUGUAAAUAACCAUGUAAAGAUCUGGACAAAUCAGGUGCUAUACAAGGGAAAGGACUAUGAAUCACCAUGGUACUGUGCCAAUGAAAAAGCUUUACUUUCCUAUGGGAACAGCAACAAGAAUUUUUUCAGGUUUGAGGCUCAGCUACAAUGUAUACAGCACCAUUAUUUGCUGCAGGUUGUGGGCACUAGUGGUAGAAGUCUUAAUAGGAGUCUUCUAUUUACUUCCAGAGUAUGGGAUAGAACACAAGGCUGAUGGCAAGUGUUACUAUUUUUUUUAUUAUCUCAGGUUUCAUUUUAUACAAUAAAUCGCUUUUUACAGUGUCUUCUA
Messenger RNA from Mastomys coucha (southern multimammate mouse), 4319 nucleotides. It is a transcript of the gene Pofut4, whose product is annotated as fucosyltransferase 11. The transcript is spliced from 3 exons. Gene Ontology annotation, molecular function: alpha-(1->3)-fucosyltransferase activity. The record is from RefSeq and is a predicted model, not a curated record. Gene Ontology annotation, cellular component: Golgi membrane. Lineage: Eukaryota; Metazoa; Chordata; Mammalia; Rodentia; Muridae. Bases 41 to 1510 code for a protein of 489 amino acids.